AUGCAUACCGUUCAGUUGACCGCUUUGGCGGCCUCGAUGCUCUCCAUGGCUGCGCCGGCCGCUGCGUUCUGGCGUAUGCCUUGCCAGGGCCGUCUGGGUCUUGCCCGCAUGGACCCCAUCGUCAACCCAGGAGAGCUCUCGCCUCACGCCCACGCCAUCCACGGUGGUAAAAACUUCGAUUUCAAGGUUACUGGUGAUCAGCUGGCUGAGUCUGACUGCACUUCAUGUGCUGUUACCCAGGACAAGUCUGCCUACUGGGUCCCUACUCUCUACUUCCUUCACGCCAAUGGAACUGCUGAGCUCGCUGAGCAGCUGGGUGGUACUCUUGUGUACUACCUCCUGUAUGGAAAGGAUAUCAAGGCAUUCCCUCGAGGCCUUCGUAUGAUUUCUGGAGAUACCGGUCUCCGUGACUUCCCCUUCGAGCAGCCUGAUCCUCCAAAGUCCAGCUGGACCAAGGAGGAGAAGACUCAGUCUGCUCUGGGCCAAAAAGCCAUCGGCUUCAACUGUCUCAACUACGCCAGCCCUCCAGAGGCCUCCAUGUACAGACACACUUUCCCCGAGCGCUCGUUCAUCGACAACACCUGUGCAAACGGUCUCCGUCUUGAGAUCAUGUUCCCAUCUUGCUGGAACGGAAAGGACCUCGACUCCAAGGACCACAAGUCUCACGUCGCCUAUCCUAGCGAGAUCAACGGCGGUGACUGUCCCGAGGGCUUUGGCACCCGCCUCCCCACUCUCUUCUACGAGACCAUCUGGGUCACCAAGCCAUUCGCUGGCAUGGACGGCAAGUUCGUCAUCUCCAACGGUGACCCAACUGGUGCCGGUUACCACGCUGAUUUCAUUGAGGGAUGGGAUGAUGGUGUGCUCCAGGAGGCUGUCGACACCUGCACCAACGACUCCGGUCUUCUCGAAGACUGCCACGUCUUUAACAUCCAGGACCAGAACAAACAGAACGAGUGCAAGAUGAACGUCCCCCCAUCCAUCAUGUCUGAGGAGUACACUCUCUGCCCCAAGGGUCUGCCCGGUGGUGUCAAGGUUUCUACCGGACCCGGAUACGUUAGUGGCGCCAGCCACCACGAGCCCGUCGUCAACAUUCCUUCAGUCUCCAUCCCAGUUCCCGGCGGACCAAAGCUCAACGUCCCAACCCCCUCCCCCCCAGCUCCCCCAGCUCCUCCAUCCGACCAGGCUCCUCCGGCUCCUCCGGCUCCAGAGACCACUCCUAAGCCAUCUGCUCCCGCAAACCCCCCAGGUACUACCAGUACCUACACCAAGGACGGCACAGUAUUUGAGGUUGCCAUCGUCACCCAGACUGUCACCACCACUAUUCAAGCCCAGGCUACUCCAGCCAAGAGAGACAUAAACCUUCUCCGCCACCACGGCGGCCACGGCCACGGCGGUCACCGUCGCCGUCAUGGACACUUCUAA
Messenger RNA from Trichophyton benhamiae CBS 112371, 1422 nucleotides. RefSeq names its product WSC domain protein, putative. The coding region runs from base 1 to 1422 and encodes 473 amino acids. The transcript has 3 exons. Lineage: Eukaryota; Fungi; Ascomycota; Eurotiomycetes; Onygenales; Arthrodermataceae. The record is from RefSeq and is a predicted model, not a curated record.